AUUUGUUUAUAGUUGAGUGAUGGGUAUCCGGGGCUUGUUAAGUCAUUGUUUGCGGAGGAGGGAGGAGUGUGUUGAAGAUGUGGACUUGGUAGCUGUGGCCAAAAGUAGAGGAGGCAUCGAAAUCCUCGUGGACUUUUAUUCUUUUGAACACAUGCUUCUUCCAAAGUUCUGGAAAGGUUUAAGCAGUCUCAGAAACAAUGAAUACUUGAGAAUACUAGGAGGAGAAUAUGGAUCUAUGGAUCAUUUCAUAAGAAGAUUUAUUGAAAUUUUCAAACAGUUAAAGAUUUCUUUUGUGUUCUUCAUGGACGCUACCAAAGGCUGUUCUGAUGCCAAUACACAACACAAGUUAGACACUUGGAUGAAAAGACAUCAUAGGGAAGUCAGUAAUCUAAACGAGGUGAUCAAUGUGUGUAGAGGAACAAAGGAAAUGUGUGACUUAGAGGAACAAAUGUUUGUGAGACCUGUGUGUUUAGAGAUCCAGAUUGUUGAAACACUGAAAUCUUGUGGAUGUGAGUUAAUCCAGAGUGUGACAGGGGAAGCAGAUUUUAUGAUUGCGAAAGCUCUGCAUGAACGUGAAAAAGCUUUUGUGAUUUGGAGUAAUGAUUCAGAUUUUUGUAUUUUUAAGAACUGUAGAUUUAUCCCAAAUGAACUGUUUGACUUUCAAAAUAGCUUACAAAUAGGUCUUCCCAUUGAAGUUCCUGUGAAGCCUGAGUCAGUUAUGUGUGGUAUAAUCUCCACAGAAAGAGUCAUGAAUACUUUUGGGUUUCAGAGUCACCAUUUAAUGACAGAACUGAGCAUUAUUGCUGGCAAUGACUUCACCUCUCAGUAUGUCACAGAAGGAUUAAAUGGACAGCUAGACCUGCAGGGGAGAAAGAGUGUGGAAACUUUUGCAGAAUGGGUCAACCGCUACAAAGCGAUAGAAAACCAUCCCAUGUUAUACAGAGAAAUGACUCAUAAUUUUGCCUUUGCCAGAUCUGUGGAACAUUCUAGACUGUUUUAUGACCUUCAGUCAAGCCCUGAGGAAGUAGUACACAAAGGAUACUUUUCUAAACUUCUAGCAGAGAAGAUAACCUUACUGAAGUACCCCACACAUUUAAUGGCCAUGCAUAACAAUUUUUACUGGCACCGCAUGCUGCAGGAGGACACCACCUAUGGUCAGCCCUGUGUUGAGGUGGCGCUGGCUGAUCUCAGAUCUCAUAUCUACAGAAUUGUCCUUCCACGCCAAGAAAAUCUUGUCAAUGAGUAUGGACGCAGCCCCUGGGAACCACUUAAGAUUUCAGGGAUUUUAGCCAUUGAUGACCCAGAAAUCCCACCUGUUCACAAAAUUUAUGAAGAUAAGACAUUCUGGAACCUAAAUAGCUUUCAUCAUAUCAUGUCACAUAUAGAACCAGUGGUAAAAACAAAAUGGUUUGACCGUUAUGGUAGGAAGAAUGGUUUCAUUGUGUACUGUCUGAGGUACUUCCUUUUGUUAACCUGGGGUCGGAAUCUUCACGUCACCCAGCAGGAAUUCCUGGCCCUGUGUGCCCUGGUCUUUGCCCGACCCCGGGAGGAACACUAUCAACAGAUCCGAAUCCGCCCCACCCCCAGAUGCGUGACCAUGGGAAACUGGUUCCUUGACAUUUAUCGUCAUGCCUUCCAUUUCCUGGGAAAGCUUCUUUUCCUGACCCACGAGUUUCCGCUGCCUUUGGAGAUUUUCUGUGGAUCAGCAUGGACCUGUUUCUACAUGACUUGUAAAGACGACACAUACUAUUCAGCCUCCACACAGACCACCCCAGAAGUUCUCUGCUGGAUACAGGAUCAGAUGAAUGCAGUGGUUAGUGAGAAGCGUCAUGUGAUCAAACACAUCACAGAGGGAGUGUUCGAAUUCAAUGACAGAUUCUAGCCCCAUUCAGCAGCAGUGUUGUUGAUUGAUGAGUUUUCUGAACAGUUGUGCCAUUAAUAUAGUGCUGAUGUCAUUGUUGAUGCUGAGCUUCCCUUUUCCUAAAUCCAGGAAGAGUUUAAUUGUUAAAAAUUGUUCACGACAUAAAUCCAGUUGAGGAUUUCUAUUGCAGAAUGCAUGCAUAUGUUUAGCUUUAGUACCAAGUGUUUAGCCUAAUUUUAAAUUUGUAUUUAUUUCCCUUCAUGGAUUAUUCCAAAAGAGUUUUUUUUCCCACAAAAAGAAUUAUUAUUGUAAAUCACAUUAAAGAAAGCAUGAAUCAAUGCCUUUCUAAACUAAUAGUAAGAAACUUAUCUAGUCUAUCCAAAGUUGUCAUAGGGAAGGAAUCAAAAUUAAAAUUGUUUCCCAUGGUAAAAUUUUAAGGCAAAUUUAAAAAUAAAAUUUGCAGAAUGUUGUUGCUUUUCUUACAGUAAUAAAAGGCUUUAUAAUUUA
Molecule: messenger RNA, 2368 nt
Organism: Saccostrea cuccullata (small rock oyster)
Lineage: Eukaryota; Metazoa; Mollusca; Bivalvia; Ostreida; Ostreidae
Exons: 8
Coding region: 20-1882 (620 amino acids)
Source: RefSeq, a predicted model, not a curated record